Messenger RNA from Clonostachys rhizophaga, 774 nucleotides. The record is from the annotation of a GenBank genome assembly. Lineage: Eukaryota; Fungi; Ascomycota; Sordariomycetes; Hypocreales; Bionectriaceae.
AUGACCAAGAUACAUUCCUUUUAUGACCUUCUGCUAGUAGUCUCAUUGCUCACGUCACGGACGUUGGCUAAAUGUCCCGUGGCCAGUGUUUGCGCCAUUGCCCACACGGGACCAUCGAUUGGCAGGGAGGUUGUGUACGAGAAUACCAACCCUCACACGGACGCAGUGACACUUUACGUUACAGGCAAGCAUUCAGAUACAGCCGUACUGUACUUGACAGAUGCCACCGAUAGCUUCGGCCGUGCAGAAUACCUCACUCUCGCCCCUGACCUGUUCAAUGGCACUCCAGCACCCGCGCGCAGAGAUCCGUACAACCCCAACUACAACCAGACCGAGUUUCUAGCUCGUCACAACCCAACAGUCAUCGACCCUAUGAUCGACGCCACAAUCCCGUCUGGGUACUGCUUUGGCGGGCGCCAUGCCGUCCGCGUCCUGUCUGAGGGCCGAGGUGUCAGUGCAAGCUUUGCCGCGCACCCGGCCCUGCUCCAGGACGACGAGAUUCUGAGAAUCACUAGGCCCGUGACUAUUGCAGCCGCGGAGAACGAUUUCGCCAUGUCAAUUAACCAGCGCCGCCACAUCGAAGAUCUGUUGUUGAACACCACGCAGCCAUAUUCACUCUCACUGUACAGUGGAACGGAACAUGGAUUCGGUGUUCGAGGCAACGUGUCGAUUCCUCAGAUCAAGUUUGCCAAGGAAGAGGCGUAUUUCCAGGCAGUCCGAUGGUUUGACUUUUGGGGCAAGGUAGCAAGUGGAAAUAAGACAAAGGAUGGAUGA